Molecule: messenger RNA, 1562 nt
Organism: Bradysia coprophila
Lineage: Eukaryota; Metazoa; Arthropoda; Insecta; Diptera; Sciaridae
Product: ribosome biogenesis factor Nop53
Biological process (GO): ribosomal large subunit assembly; rRNA processing
Cellular component (GO): nucleolus
Molecular function (GO): 5S rRNA binding
Source: RefSeq, a predicted model, not a curated record
AUAGAGGUUAUGUUGUUUAUAUUUUGAUUUCUCUCCAUACUGUUGCGGUCCACGUGUGUAUAACAUUCGCAGAAUAAAAUUUUAAUUAUUCAACAUGUCAUUGGUUCAAUCGAAGAAACGCAAGCGGGUGUCCAAAAAGAAUAAAACUUCGUGGCGUAAACAUAUCGACAUCGAAGAUGUAAACGAUUUCUUGGAAACAUCACGGUUGGAGGAACGAAUCGGGCAAGUGUCAGACAAACCGAAUGAUGAAUUGUUCGUUGAGGAUAAAACACCCAAGAAGCAAAAAUUGACGGCGCGUGCUCAACGUAAAUUAACUGGCUCGAAACCGCCCAGAAGUUUCCUUGGGCUAGAGAAUACAUCCCAGGUUCAGGAUCCAAUAGUGAAAAGAAAUCGCGUUCGCACCAAAGAAGAACGCAAACAUUUCAUUGCUAAAAGUAUUGCCGCUGUCAAAGCCUCCAAAGGGAUCAUUCCAAAGCGAAAAAUUCAGGCCGAAACCGAUCGAUUGAAUUCGUACAACAAAUUGAAUGAGCGUGAACAAUCGAGGAAAGACAAGAAACAGGCAAUUAUCGACAAAGACAUUUGGACCGUUGGCGAUGUGAUUGAACAACAUACCGAAUAUCAUACCCAAUGGAUUGAUAAAAAUGUUGUCGAACAUAAUUUGGCCAACACGGGCACAGCAAUCAAAUCGAUUCCGAAGUCGGCCUUCCACAAACGUAGUAAAUUGAGAAAUGUAGCCAUACCACAUCCGGGUACCAGUUACAAUCCAUCGAAAAAGGAUCACGAAGAUUUGCUGCAAAAUGUCAUAGAAUUGGAAAAGAAAAUCAUUCGCAAGGAGGAUCAUUUGGAACGUGUCACUACUUCUAUGUUCGAUAAGAUGACUGCUGAGCAGAGGGAUGCGGCACGUAGAAAGGAAAUGAGUGCUGGCGUCAAGGAAUUGGAAGAUACGGAUGAUUCAGACGUUGAAAACGACGAUAUUUCCGACCCCGACACAUACACAGCAAUUAACCCUCCAGUCGUAGUGAAACCGAAAGACAAAAAGAAAGUUCGAAAGGCACGUGAACAGAAGUUGAUUCAGCAGAAAUUACUGAAGGCAAAAUUGGAAAAGAAGAAAGUUACCGACAUUCACAGAUUACGUUACUUGAAGGAAGACAUAAAGGAUAUGGAAGAAUCACUGAAAAUCGCCCGCAAGAGUAAAAUCGUACGAAGAGAGGAACAGAAAUUCGAGCCCAGACGUCUGGCUAAAGUUGUGUUCCAAGAGCAGGACAUCGAUUUCAGUAUGCCCGAAGCGAUCUGUGGCAAUCUGCGAAAUGUCAAGGCCGAGGGUAGUCUGUUGAAGGAUCGAUUCAAGAGCAUGCAACAGCGGAAUAUUCUGGCGCCGUCGGUUGAUGUUGGUUUGAGACGUCGCCGAGAGGUGAAACGAUUUGUUCGUAAAUCGCAUAAAGAGGAAGAAGAACAGCCGAAUUCGAAAAAGAAGCAGCAAGCGGUUGGCAAAAUGCAUUUUGUAGGCAAGUAAUGUUCGCUUGCUGGUGACGUGAAAUACAACACAAUUUAACUAACUUAAA